Molecule: messenger RNA, 2223 nt
Organism: Physcomitrium patens
Lineage: Eukaryota; Viridiplantae; Streptophyta; Bryopsida; Funariales; Funariaceae
Source: RefSeq, a predicted model, not a curated record
CCGCCUCUUCUCCUCUUUUCAGGGCCUGUCCUAAGCUCGGUUACCCCUGCACGCAGUUCUUGAAAUCUUGAUCAGGCCUUUGUUAUCGAAUGAGUCUCUCGUCAUCUGCUCUGUUGCUGCGAUCGAUCGAGCAGGAGCACUCGGAAAAAUUACGAGUGCCUCGAGGUUUUUUCGUUUUGUUGUGGUUGUAGGUUGUGAAAGGGCUUCGAGAGGCGUGGUUGAGGAGUUCAUUUGAGGCGGGCACGAGAGUUAUGGCCGUUGCUCGAAGCGAGACGAACUUUUAGCGCGGAUGUUUGUGAAGAGGGCUCAGAGGGACGAGGAUCCCUGUUGUGGAUUGGUUCACGGACUAAGUAUUGGAUAUGUUGAUGAAUUUGAGGAAGCGAUGUUGAACAUGGUUAUCUUAGUUGGUUACGUGUCCGGGAGAGGGAACCAUCACAUUUGGAAGCUAACUUUUGAAUAGUGUUUCUGAAGGAGGCGGUUCUAACGUUUCAUGAUGGCCUUUCCUCGAGGCCUUCAUGCUGUACAUUGUGUGCAUCCGCCGUUACCGGAGUCACCGUCGCCUUCAAAGAGGUCUCCAACACCUCCUGCGUGCUCGCCGCCCAGGCCUUCAUCACCUCCCAAAAACCAAUUCCUAAUGCAAUUGUUUCGGGAUUCCAAUCCAGAGCCUAUUAUCUUAACAGUAAACAUUGAUCGUUCAGAAAAGGAGCCUAUGGCAUAUCGGGGGGGUUUUAAGGACAUAAGAACUGGUAUCGAGUACUUGAAUGCUGUUGCCCAGACACUGGAGUUGUGGCCUCCUGGCAAGAAGCUGAAAACCUACCCGGUGAUGAUGUCACGUGAGACUCAGCUAUCUUGGCUCCGAACGCGAGUACAUCAAACCUACAGGGAGGCAUUCACCCAGAUGGAUAAAAAUCCGACCUACUGGUCAUUGGACAAGAAUGGGGUAGUGAUAAGCGACACCUUCGACUACUACAAGAUCCCUGGACUUUAUGAGGACUCGGAUGCGUGGGAACGGAAACGAAUUGCGGCUGUUAUAUUUAUUCAAAAGCACACUCGCCGGAAAAUUGCUCAACGAACUGCGAACCGCAUGCGCCAAUAUGCUGCAAAAAUGAAGGAGUUCUGGAUUGUGAGAGACAGGAUCAAUAAAGAAAACGCUGAGGCGAGAGUGCAGUACGAGAUCCAACGGCGUCUACAUCCCUCCACUCUGAAUGAUUUUAAUCUAUUGUGCAAAGAACUUGAGACGUGGCAAGUGGAGGAAUACAGGAGACUAAAUGCAAAGAACUUGGAAGGAGAGGAAAAGAAAAAAGCUUGUAAAGAGCUUAUGGAAAAGCAAUUGAAAUUGAUCCAAACAAUAGACAAUUUAAAAUUAAAGACAGAGGUCGUCGUUCAUCGUAGAAUGAUAGAAAGGAAGUUGACAACAAUGGCACUUCCAAAAGUUUGGGAGUUGACUAAUGGCCAGCUAAUCAACGUCACAACUCCAGCAACAAUUCGAGCAGGAGAACUUGGGCAGUUGUACCGAGAACUUGAAAAGAAAGUGGAAUCCAUGGACGACAGAAUGGCGAUUCUGGGCUAUGUUAAGUGGACUGUGCAGGUUUUUGAUACUGUUUUAACAAGGGAGAUACUAAACCUAAUUCAAAGAGAAGCUGAUCUUAUGUACCGAGGUCGAUCAGCUAAAUCGAUUUCAGGCCUUCGGAAACGAAUCCUACAUCGGUUUUGGGCGUUCGUAGAGGAUCCAUUAUACAACCCCGAGGCCCAAAUGUUUGCAAAUGAGCCAACAGACUUUGAUUAUGGAAAUAAGCACUUUCAGUGCAUGAGAGAUGCGCUUAACAAAUUUCCAUGAGAUGAAUCUAUUUCAGAAACUUGAUUUGAGUCCCCUGUGCCUUGAUCACAGUUACUGCAAUGGUGGUCCCGCACUGCAUCUGCAGAAAUUGAUUUAUUUUUUUCAUUUCGGAUUUAUUGUCUGGAUGCCAUACAUUGCUAUGUGGAUCCAAACUCAGGCAUUCAGAUGGCUACAGUACUGGGCCCGCGUAGCAAUGCCCGUUUGAAGUGUUGUAACAAGUCACAUUCACACCUCAUGACAACAAGCCACGGCAAAGAUUCUGGAUGAAUGAUUACAUAGCCACCGCAUGGCAACUUGCCUUUACAAAGGGAUAGGCAAGUAAAUUGGGAACAAGUUCACUUUUGCUAAAACUCCUCUUAAUCAAUCAUAAUACUAGAUUUAUUCUU